CAAAAAACACGAAGGAAAUAAAGCAAAAAACUCAAAGGAAAUUAAUUGAGCAUGGGAAACCAAACGGAGGCAGCAGCGGCGCCGACAGUUGCAGUAGGGGUGUGCCUGUUGAAAGGGGAAAAGGUGUUGUUGGGACGACGCCAUUGCUCUCUUGGCUACUACAUUUCCCUACCUGGUGGCAACUGCAACUUUUUUGUAAGUGUGGGCAAGUGCCCACAGUUGUCCUUCAUUGGGUCCGGUGGCUACCUCGAGCUCGGUGAGAGCUUCGAGGAGUGUGCAGCAAGAGAAUUGAAGGAAGAAACUGGUUUAGACAUUGACAAGAAGAGGAUGGAGUUUCUGACAGCCACAACAAACGAGCUGCUCCUAGAGGGAGGCAAGCCAUGCCAGUACGCGUCCGUUUGCAUGAGAGCGGUGAUUGAACAUGGAGAUGGAGAGCCCCAAAAUGUGGAGCCAGAACUGUGUGAUGGUUGGGAUUGGUAUGAGUGGGACAACCUCCCCAAACCACUCUUUCGUCCUCUGCACAAUGCGGUGCGGGCAGGAUUUAAUCCAUUUAAUGCAUGA
Molecule: messenger RNA, 561 nt
Organism: Prunus avium (sweet cherry)
Lineage: Eukaryota; Viridiplantae; Streptophyta; Magnoliopsida; Rosales; Rosaceae
Source: RefSeq, a predicted model, not a curated record